Messenger RNA from Brienomyrus brachyistius, 2846 nucleotides. RefSeq names its product heat shock 70 kDa protein 12A-like. The coding region runs from base 233 to 1948 and encodes 571 amino acids. NCBI's taxonomy places the organism in Eukaryota, Metazoa, Chordata, Actinopteri, Osteoglossiformes, Mormyridae. The record is from RefSeq and is a predicted model, not a curated record. Gene Ontology annotation, molecular function: ATP-dependent protein folding chaperone; ATP binding. The transcript has 4 exons.
AUUCUGGUAAAACGAAACCGAAACAUUCCUUCAUGAAGUACACCAUAAAUUACAAGAACUUCCUUAUUUCGUUUUUGUUUAGAGUCAGAGCAGCUAACCUGCCGGAACUGAUUUACCUUUUAAUUUUACCUUUAAUUGUUACCUUUUACCUAAACUAUAUUUGCUAUUUAUAUAGCAGGAUCACGAAUUAGUAGAAUAUCGUCCCGAGUAGCGUUAGACAGCACUUUGGCCGAUGGCGGACUCGAUGUUCAUAGUGGCUAUAGACUUCGGGACGGCUUACAGCGGCUACUGCUUCUGUGUCCGCAAUAGUCUCGAUAACAUUAGAUCUGUGUUCUGGGGACAGGAGUUGGGGUUCGGGUCUCCGAAAACACCGACCUGUAUCUUAUUUGACGAGCACGAACAAUUCCAGAAGUUUGGAUAUGAAGCAAUGAUGACUUACACCAGGUUAAAAAAGGACGGAGCCAAAGAGUACCUUUUUCUAGAGAAUUUCAAAAUGAACCUCUAUGGCAAGACUAUCAGUAGGAAUCUGAUGAUUACUGCAGCAAAUGGGAAACCUUUAAGGGCCCUGAAGGUUUUCUCUGAGAGCCUGCGGUACCUGAAGGACCAUGCCCUGAACACCAUCCAGGGGCACACUUCUGGAAAGAAGUUCAUCUCCUCAGAUGUGACCUGGGUGCUCACUGUACCUGCUAUCUGGGACGCUGCAGCCAAGCAGUUCAUGAGAGAGGCAGCAACUCAGGCUGGUCUGGUGUCAGAAUUGAACUCUGACCAGCUGAUCCUGGCUCUGGAGCCGGAGGCGGCAUCAGUGUGGUGUAAACAGCUGCCCAGUGAGGGCUUUGUGGCUGAGGGAGGAUCUGAAGAUACCCUGGAACAGAAGUCUGGAACUCAGUACAUCGUUGUUGACUGUGGGGGUGGUACCAUUGACAUCACUGUGCAUGAAGUUCUAGAAGGUGGAUACUUGAAGGAGCUGCAAAAGGCUUCAGGAGGGGACAUGGGGGGAGAAACUGUCAAGGAGAAGUUCAAAUCCUUCCUCAGAGACAUUUUUCUUCAAAUAUGGGAUGAGUAUGUGAGAGAGUAUCCAGCUGAACUGCAGAAGAUGAUGUAUGAUUUUUCUGUGCAAAAGUCUGUUGGAGAGGACAAAGACAUAUAUAUUUCAUGCCCCUACUACUUGUCAUGUUUAGCUCAGAAAGAACAAGAACUGUCCAGUUACUUUGAAAAUGUUGAGGGUGUUCUCUGGUUCGAUGGAUCCAUCAAAAUCACUUACAAAAAACUACAGUCAUUCUUUGAAGAAAGUGUAAAUAGCAUUGUAAGUGAAAUUCGAGCCAUUGUUUCUACUCCAGAAAUUAGCAUAGACUACAUUCUCUUAGUUGGAGGCUAUGCUUCCUGCAAGUACCUGCAGAAAGAAAUCAGAAUGGAAUUUGGUCGAAGGUGUAGAAUCCUGUGCCCCAUAGAUGCCCAGAUGGCCGUCGCCAAGGGGGCCGUGCUGUUUGGAAACAACCUCAAGAUAGUGGCAUCACGAGUCAGUGCUCUGACAUAUGGGAUUGCUAUGGGUGAAACUUUUGAUAACACAAAACACAAGAUGGAGAAGCGCAGAGUAAAUAAGAAAGGAGAUUAUGUUUAUUGUGAUGAUAUCUUCAAGAGGAUGGUUCAGAAAGGUCAGUCAGUCAAGUGUGACGAAGUGUCACAUCAUUACUUUUAUCCAGUAGAUGAUGAUCAGACUUCAAUGAGAUUCCGCUUUUACAGCACAGAGAAACUAGAUACCAUGUAUGUAGAUGAACCAGGCAUGAAGAAUAUUGGCUCCUUCUCAGUUCCAAUGCCAGACAUCAGUCAGGGAAGAGACAGAAGCACCAGGUUUGAUAUUAAAUUUGGUUUAACUGAGAUCCAGGCCACAGCCACUGACCUGACAUCGAAACAAUCUCGUUCAAUCAGACUUGACUUCUUGACAAAAUGAGGAAUUAUGUGCUUUGGAUGGAAGAAAUACAUUAUAAAUUGAUAAUAUUGGCUUUAGGACAGUCAUGUUCUUGACAGAAAACUGAAAUUUUUAUCGUCUGUCUGGGGGUGGCAUGCUGGUACAAUGGUUAGCGCUGUCGCCUCACACCACUGGAACCUGCGUUUAAGUUCUGCCACGGUUGCAUGUGUGCGGAAUUUGCAUAUUCUCAUUUUGUCGUCAUGGGGUUUCCUCCCUGUACUCCAGUUUCUCACCCCCCACAGUCCAAAGACAUGCUGAGGUUAAUUGGAGUUACCAAAUUCUCCAUAGAUGUUCAUGUGUGAGUGAAUGUGUGUGAGUGAAUGGCGUGUGAGUGAAUGGCGUGUGAGUGACUGGUGUGUGAGUGAAUGGUGUGUGAGUGAAUGGUGUGUGAGUGACUGGUGUGUGAGUGAAUGGUGUGUGAGUGAAUGGUGUGUGAGUGAAUGGCGUGUGAGUGACUGGUGUGUGAGUGAAUGGUGUGUGAGUGAAUGGUGUGUGAGUGAAUGGCGUGUGAGUGAAUGGUGUGUGAGUGAAUGAUGUGUGAGUGACUGGUGUGUGAGUGAAUGGUGUGUGAGUGUGCCCUGUCAGGGGCUGGCACUGCAUCCUGGGUUGUUUCUUGUCUCGCACCCAUAGCCUACAGGAAAGGCACCAUACCUCCUGUGACCCUGAGUAGAACAAAUCGCUAUACAGAAAAUGGAUGGAUAGAUUAUCUAUCUUUGUGUUCAUUGUAUGCAUGUUAUUUAUGGCUGUCACGAUCAUGACAUUUUAGUUGACGAUUAAUUGUUAUAUAAAUAAUUCCCAUUAACGAUUUGCUUUUAAGCUUUGUAAACAAAAAUUGUACAGGCCUGAUAUGACAUUAACAAAUAAAUGCCUCAAAAUAAAA